AUGCAUUAUCCUAGUGAAGAUCAUAUGGGUGCUGUGAUGCGUAUUUUGAGGUAUUUGAAAGUAACUCAUGGCAAGAGGUUAAUAUUUUCCAAGUAUGGUCAUACAGAUGUGGAAGGGUAUAAGGAUGCUAAUUGGGCUGGUUCAGUCACUGAUAGAUGUUCUACGUUUGGGUAUUUCACAUUUGUUGGUGGUAAUCUUGUUACUUGGAGGAGUAAAAAGAAAAAAGUGGUGUCUCGGUCUAGUGCUGAAGCCGAGUAUCGUGGGAUGAUGAUAGGAUGCUAA
Molecule: messenger RNA, 282 nt
Organism: Prunus armeniaca (apricot)
Lineage: Eukaryota; Viridiplantae; Streptophyta; Magnoliopsida; Rosales; Rosaceae
Source: the annotation of a GenBank genome assembly